UGUUGUGCUCCUGAAGAGUGAGUAAGGACUGUGACGCCCAGACUUGGCCUCAUUCCCCGUUUUUUGGCCGUGUCACCCAGUUAGGUUUUUGCCGGACUGAGUGUGUGCCAGUGUUAAGAACCCUCCCGUUGGAUGGGGACCUUUUAUCCAUCGCGAAACAUGAGUAGUCCAGCUCCGUGCUCGUCCUGGCCUUUGUCCUCGCCUUCGCCUGCUGCCUUGAUUUUGUGCCGGGUAUGCCAGGUUCAGGACAAAAAAUAUCUGUGCCCCCGAUGUCGAUCGCCUUAUUGCUCUGUGACUUGCUAUAAAGCCCACCAAGAAUCUUGUCAACCCUCGGCUCCGGAGCAGGACCCAGCAAAGGAUUUAGGGGGCCACUCAUCCCUCAUCUACACGGAAGAUGAAGCCGUGGUUGUGCCUCAUGAGCAUCUGGAACAACUGGCCCAUUCCGAGGAACUGAAACGGGUCCUGGCCAAUCCGGAGCUUCGCCGUUUCCUCACGUUCAUGAACACCACCCAUAACCCCAAAGGCUUCAUGAACUUGGCCAUGCAAGAGCCCUUGUUCCUGGAGUUUGCCAAUAUCUGCCUCAAGGUCCUCCAUCCGGAAUUGAACGAAGGCGAGGAGCCCUCGUUGGAGCAGGUCCAAGAGUUUGUGCAAGAGACCAUUGAGCAAGCCCAAGAAGACGCUUGA
Molecule: messenger RNA, 684 nt
Organism: Tigriopus californicus
Lineage: Eukaryota; Metazoa; Arthropoda; Copepoda; Harpacticoida; Harpacticidae
Product: zinc finger HIT domain-containing protein 3-like
Exons: 2
Coding region: 133-684 (183 amino acids)
Molecular function (GO): protein binding
Source: RefSeq, a predicted model, not a curated record